Molecule: messenger RNA, 959 nt
Organism: Arabidopsis arenosa
Lineage: Eukaryota; Viridiplantae; Streptophyta; Magnoliopsida; Brassicales; Brassicaceae
Source: the annotation of a GenBank genome assembly
ACAGUCUCUCAUCGGCUUAUUCAUGGCAGAAGCUAUCGGCGGCGAACUUGUGAAGGAGCUGGCGAAGCAGCUCUUUGCGGUAUCCAAGAAACCCUACAUGUGCAGAGGCAUAGCUAAGAAACUCGCCACCAUGAUCGAUGAAGUUCAACCCACGAUACAGGAGAUCAUGGAUAGCGGCGUCGAUCUGAGCCACCAUCGCCAGGCUCAACUGCGUAUGUUAUUCGACAACCUAGAGAAGUGCAGGAUGCUUACCGAAAAGGUUCUGAGAUGUAAACGCUGGAACGUGGUUCGACAGAUUAAGGACGUUAAGAAAAUGGAGGAUCUCGACAAAAAAAUCUCUAGUUUUCUUAGAGGAACACUGUUGAUCCACGUUCUCUGUGACGUUCAUCAUCUCCGGGGGGCUGUUGAUCGACUGAACGAGAGCGUCGAUAGGCCUGUGCAGGUGACACAUGUACUCGAUGACUGCGUUCGUCAUCUCCGGCAUACUUCUCAAGUGAGAUUAAUUGAUCGGAUUGAUAGGAGUGUAGAUUGCGGUUUAGGAUUGGAUUUGGGCAAGGGGAAGGUGAAGGAGAUGUUGUUUAAUUUGAAGGAUGAGGAAAGACUUAUUGGGAUCUCAGGGAUGAGUGGUUCAGGGAAAACCACUCUUGCCAAAGAGCUUGCGCGGGACGAAGAAGUUCGAGGUAUUAAGUUCUGUUUAGCCUUUUGUUGCUUGUCUCUUAUUCAAUUGCUUGCUACGUCUUUUGUUUGUGAUCUAUGAUGUUGAAGUUGCCUAGUUAUAGUUGAGUUCUCGAUAUUGGACACUGGCUCAAAUCGGAGAGACUGUUUCGUUAAUGCUAAAAAAGGUUUUCAUUUGCUGCUUUUACAGCCCACUUUGGGAACCGGAUUUUGUUUCUGACUGUGUCACAAUCUCAUUCUCGAUAUCAGCUGAGAGCUGAUUGCAAUCAACGAUAAGCUUGUCU